This is a messenger RNA of Sebastes umbrosus (honeycomb rockfish), 4395 nucleotides long. RefSeq lists its product as uncharacterized. Gene Ontology annotation, molecular function: cytoskeletal adaptor activity; protein binding. Bases 618 to 2630 code for a protein of 670 amino acids. The transcript has 15 exons. Gene Ontology annotation, cellular component: cytosol; nucleoplasm. Gene Ontology annotation, biological process: actin crosslink formation; actin filament bundle assembly; plasma membrane organization. The record is from RefSeq and is a predicted model, not a curated record. NCBI's taxonomy places the organism in Eukaryota, Metazoa, Chordata, Actinopteri, Perciformes, Sebastidae.
GCUCCCAUUCAGCCGGGGUCCCGUUGGCUCAUUGUUAUUCUGCCCGAGUGACAGAGAGACAGAGAGAGAGAGGGAGAGAGGGAGAGAGAGGGACACACAGAAUGGGAGGCUGACUGUGGUUUCCAACGGCAGGGAGCUGGUUGCACUGGGCGGGGGUUUGUGUCGGUGGUUUUUCUGGCCGGUUGUUGCGGGCGUGAAGGCAUGUUGAUAAUCGGCUCAGUAAUGAGGAGAGGUACUGAACGGCACCAAAUAUCUGACCCCGAUUCCUGAGAGUAGAGAGGCAGAGAGAGGGAGAAAGUGUGUGUGAGAGAGAGGAGGAAAAAAGAGAGAGGGCCAUGUGAAAAAGGGGUGGAGGGGAGCUGAGAUUUAGAGAUUUAGUGCUCUGCUGGAUGAAACAACCCCCCACUAACUAACAGAGAGGGAAAGUAGCCUAAUGGGAAGAAAGGAGGGGGUGUUGUACUGUUCAUUUAACACUCAAAGACACGCAGGAAGCUUUUAUCGUUUCCCACAAUGACAUCAGAAAAGAGGGUUGCUGUCUGCUGUAAAGCUUAGGGGGCCCUGAACAACAGAAAUAAACUAUACAACCGUACAUAGUGGCAGCACAUAAGAGAAGAAAAAUGUCUCGAACAGACGAGGUCAACAAGAUGACAGAAAAUGUCUAUAAGGGGAUUCUGGACCAGUUCAACCCCAGUCUGAAGAACUUUGUGACCAUGGGGAAACACUACGAGAAAGCCCUGACAGGAGUAACUGUGGCUGCCAAAGGCUACUUUGAUGCUCUGGUGAAACUUGGAGAGCUGGCGAGCGACAGCCAAGGCUCCAAAGAGCUGGGAGACACACUGUUUCAGAUGGCCGAGGUCCACAGACAGAUCCAGGUGCAGCUGGAAGACGUGUUAAAGCUGUUUCACUCUGAGCUGCUCGCCCAGUUGGAGCAGAAGCUGGAACUGGAUAUUAAAUACCUCACUGCCACCCUAAAGAAGUAUCAGAGUGAGCGGAGGUCUAAAUCUGAGUCUAUCGAGCGCUGCCAGUCUCAGCUGAAGAAGCUCCGCAGGAAGAGCCAGGGCAGUCGCCACCCGACCAAAUACGGAGACCGAGAGAUGCAGUUCGUGGAGUUGAUGAGUCGUCGCCAAGGCGAGCUGGACGCGCUGGUUGCCCUGGGUUACAAGUCCGCGCUCACUGAGGAAAGGAGACGAUAUUGCUUCCUGGUGGACAGACAGUGUAGUGUCACCAAACUGCUCAUCAACUACCACUCCAAGGUGAGAGAGCUUCUGUCACAGAAACUGUCAUGUUGGCAGCAGUCAUGUUCUCAGCCCACCAAACUCCCAGAGCGCGCUCUCAAUCUGCUGCGUCACACUGCGCCUCAAGGCCCAGGGGCUGCUGGGAUAGCUGAGGUCCUCCGUCACACCAAGAUCGGUGCUGCUCUGCCAGAACAGAGGCUCUCUGUUCAAGAAGUCCCUCCUCUGUUGAAUGGAGACUCCAGUCGCUCCCAGCAGCAGCAGCGCUCGCUCCCGUCCUCCUCCUCCCAGAGUGAUACCGGUCCUCCUCAGGGCUCCCCCCAGACUUUCUGCUCUCUCUCCAGCGGAGGAGCUGCUGGAGGUUCAUCACGAGGAGCGUCUCCUCAGCACACCAGCACACCCCUCAGUGCCUCAGCCAGCCCCCUCCCUGACAGCAGCGCCAGCGGCAGCAUCAGCCCCGCUGCAUCCACCCCCACCACGUCCGGCGGCUCGGCCCCGCAAAACUCUCUCCUCCUGUCCGCCAACACGUCCAACCUCUCCCCGAGCCUCAUCCCCUCCACGGUUAUGUCGCUCAGCCAGGUCUCCGCGGCCGGCGGCUCCUUGCAUGGCAUGACCCUCCCCAUCCCCCACAGUGCUCCUCACAGUCCGCCACUGCCCCACAGUGCUCCUCUCUCCAGGGCCAUGACUCCUGUGCACUUACUGCACCAACAGGUGGGACCAGGAGGGAGCAAUUCUUCAUCGCCAUCACAUAAUCCCUGGCUGCUGAAGACCGCUGACAUGUGUGGAACAGCAACACUUCCACUGCCGAGGAGACCUGUCAGUGAAAUGAGGCUGGGCGGCUUUCAGGGCUCCAGUCUCCCCAGGAUGCUGCCUUUAUCUGGACCCAGCCGUGUGGAAGCUAUGUUUCCUCACACUCCUGGAGCAUCGGAGGGCGGUGGAGGCGUAGGGGGCGGGGCUUGCUUACUGCACUUCCUGCCUGGUGACAACAUCACCCUGCUCAUCUCUGAGGUCAGAGACGGGUGGCACUACGGUCAAAAUGACCGAACUGGACGGAAAGGCUGGUUCCCUUUCUCCUACACUCAGUCACAGCACAGCAAGAUGGAUCACCUCGAGAGCUCGCUCUUCUUAUCUAAGGCUAACAGCACCAGUACGGGCCAGCUCGACAAGCUGGUGUCUCCAGGUCUCCCGGCGCUCACCCCCGAGUCAGAGGAGGAGCGAUCUCUUCCUCCUCAGAGGGUCAGCACCUUCCGCCCGCGCCCGUACAGCAUGGCCGACAGCAACAAGAUCACUGCUGAAUUGGUCUCUCCGCCACACUCCCCAACCAGGGCCAAUCCAUUUGCCCACGUCCGACUCAGACGAACUGUCACCAACGAUCGCUCAGCUCCCAUCAUAGAGUAAGAGUUAUUAUUAUUCCCACAGCGACAGCAGCAAUCUGCUCUCUGUGGUUUGUCAGUCCAUCUGAGCUCAGGUUGAAUCCUGGAAACAGCUCAUUGGUUCAUGUUGAUUCUCUACUUUGGAUGCUCUUUUUCUCAAAUUAAUUAAAUACAGAUUGUGUUUCAUGCACAGGAAUAGAACAUUUUUAAAUCAAAGUAUAAAAGAUUCACGUGUAAAGGCUGACCGGUUAUAAACAUGAUUACAGCCCAUUCAAUUUUGAGGUAGUUAAUAGGAAAAAUAUAUGAAACAAGACCAAUAUAACAAUAUAAAUGUUCUAUUUGAGUGAAACAUGGACAUUAAAAUAAAAUCUAGGCUAGUUUUAAUGAAACAGAAGUAAGAUGUUUGGCCGUACUUAGGUUAGCAUUUGAGAUCGACAUACUGUAUCGUCCAGAAUAACUAACAUUUUUAGGUUUUUCCUGGCCUAUGAAAGAUGCCUCUUAUAUCUCUUACUGUUUUACAAUACUUUUUUUCUCUACAUAACCUUUAUUGUAGUUUUUUGUUAUUUUUUGUGCCAUACUCAGAAAAGUUGUGUUUGUUGGGCUGAUCUAGGGACUGGCUCCUAAUAGCAGGUUGUGAACUUUCACUUUCACUGUAAUGAAGUGUUACUGGAAGAGGACAGGCUCCUACUCUAAAAGUGCUAUUAUGAUAUUAUAUUUUUUAGUAAAGCUGCCAGAUUGUUUCUUGGUUUCAAUGAAGGUGAACUUUUAAAUUUAUUCAAAGUGUCUAUUUUAAAACGUGGUUGUUUGGUUGAGAGAGACUUGGCAUAUUUUAAUGAAAUUGGCACAGUGAGUUAUUUUUGUGUCAUUUUUUACCUUAAAAUUACUGAACAUGGGCAAUGCUGUUUGAGUGUUAAAGUCCCUGUCAGUUAUAUCUUAUGUUUAUACCAGUUAACACAUUCUGCUGCUGUAAAGUCACAUAUUAGUAUUUUAUGACUGUAGAUUUUGGAUUAGUUUAACUCUUUACCUGGACUCAAAGUACGUGAAAACAAAUUCUACCUUAAAUUUGAUUAUUCAAAUUAUUGAUCAAUGAGACUUGUUGGUUUCUGAGUGGAAUACUUAUUUAAUACAGUGCAAGUCCUACUGAACACAGAAACUGAAAAGCGUAUGAGCUUCACAGACACAAACUGUGACAGUUAAUAGUUGAACGUUUGGACGGCGUUAUUACUGAAAGUGUUUUAUUUUUUUAGAAAGUAGCAUGUUGCGGAGGGUUAAAAGUGGUAAGAAUGAGAGAUUUGCGUGCUUAGUCUUUGGAUUUGAUGUCUUCUUGAUUCCUUUUCAGUCCCAAAUCUAAAGCUAGACAACAUCCAGGCUAGUUGAUUGUAGUUGUACGUUUACCAAUCAGACUGAGCAGAAUCUUCAAGAGAGAUGUGAAAGCCGAGACAGACGAUAGGAUUGAGUUUUAAUGGGGAAAUGUUUCUAUGAAAGUGAUGAAGAAAGCAUACGGGAAGUUGACCAACGUCUGAGCAAGUGUUUAUGGUAAACUAGAGAUAUCUAAAGUAAUAUUCUCCUGUAGCUCUGUAGUCGCCUCUAGAAAACUGUGGUUUAAAGGUGAAACUUUGUAUCUGUGCAAACUGAAAUGGUUUAUGUUCCUGUUGUAACUGUUCUUUUAGCACCUUGAAGAUUCAAGAUAACGCCCUCAAGGGUCGUAGUAAAUCAUCUCUAACAGCAUAUACUGUAUAUUAUUUUGAGUAGUAUGGCAUCAUUAAUAAAGGUGACCACAAAAUGGUAGA